Messenger RNA from Paramacrobiotus metropolitanus, 2327 nucleotides. Its product is annotated as vitamin K-dependent gamma-carboxylase-like. Lineage: Eukaryota; Metazoa; Tardigrada; Eutardigrada; Parachela; Macrobiotidae. Gene Ontology annotation, biological process: peptidyl-glutamic acid carboxylation. Gene Ontology annotation, molecular function: gamma-glutamyl carboxylase activity; vitamin binding. The transcript has 7 exons. The record is from RefSeq and is a predicted model, not a curated record. The coding region runs from base 159 to 2111 and encodes 650 amino acids.
GAGGCAAACUGACUUUGUCAUAAUUUUCGAUUUUUACUUCACUGUUCUAGGCUUCUAGCCUAUCGGAAUGUUAUAGCUUUCGAUCGCAAUGAGCACUGCAGAUAAUCUAGUUUUUCCAAUAUGUUGUAUUUAUAGUAUUGCACUUUUGUCUAAAGUGGAUGCUAAAUACAAUAACUGCAAUAAUCUACAUAUCACGCAAAUGCAUAUCUGCAUGUACAACGGUAUCAGAUCCAGGCCACUGUUUGCACUCUAACAAUGCAGAGCACAAAAAGAUGCGAUUUGGUUUAAUUCACUGCAGAACAAAUCGUCUGUCCAUAAGGGAAUUAUUUAUUCGUAGUUUGUUCCAAGCUUGCCCGGAAGCAAGUCUGCGAUGGAUCCGAAGAUCUUUUGGUACGACGUCAAUCGUUAACCUACACUUUUAUCCUAUAACUUAUUACCAGAAACAAAUGUUUGGCCUGUUAAUGGUUGGCGACACAUUAACCGAGCGCGGAAUGCUUAAUCCCAGCGCAUUAUGGGGUCCACAAGUACGCUGUCAUUUUCCUCUUUUGCCAUUCAUGCCAUUUCCUACGCUUAAUGGAUUUAAGGCGUUAUACAGCGUAAUGCUUUUAAGCACUCUGGGUAUUACGGUUGAGUUUAAAACAAGCGUAUGCACGACGUUGUACUGCUUGACCUUUUGGUAUGUGUAUUGCUUGGACAUCAGCUUGUGGAAUCAUCAUUCAUAUCUCUUUGGACUGAUAGCAUUUCUUUUCGUCCUGAGUGCAAACCUUAGAGAAAAAUUACCCUUUCCGGUUGAUGGUGAACACUAUACUGUGCCUAACUGGAUUUAUCACCUGCUACGUUUUCAAGUUUUCAUAGUGUACUUCUUUGCCGGUUUGAAGAAAUGGGAUGUGGACUGGUUGAAAGGGUAUUCGGUUUCCGGUAUGAGCGAGAACUGGGCAUUUUUUCCCUUGAGGCUAAUGUUGGGGAAAGCUUCAGUAGACCUUUAUUUUAUCCACUGGAUAGGAUUUGCUUUCGAUCUAUCUGUGGGAUUCUUUCUCUUUUGGAGACGAACGCGUGCUUAUGCGUACGCUGUAUGCUGCGCAUUUCAUUUCCUCAACUGCACGGUAUUCGAAAUAGGGAUGUUUCCUUACGCCAUGAUAGUGCUUUCUUUGAUAUUUUUUCCACCCUGCUGGCCGGUUGAUUUACAUGUACGCUUAAGAAGAUGGCUCGAAAUAUUGAUACCAAUGCACCUGUUAUGGGGAAAGAUUCCAGUGAUGCGGUAUCAAGUUUUCUGUCGGAAACCUAUUGAAAGGUUACAGAAACCAUCAUGCAAGCCGGUUAGGAAAUAUGCACUGGGACUGAUAAUCUCUUCUUAUGUAUGUAUCCAAAUAUUUCUGCCUUUCUCACACAUUGUAUUCCAGGGUUGUAAUACAUGGACAAAUUCACUGUACGGAUAUUCGUGGGAUAUGAUGGUGCAGCAGUGGCAAAUUCAACAUGUGAAAAUCACCCUGGAAGACCGAUCAUCGGCGCAUUCUAUCCAGAGAAGGAGCCUCAAACCGGAUAUUUGGACAGCAAAUAAUAGAUUUUCGUAUCAGGCAUAUCUGGCCAAACAACUUGCUGAAUGCAUUGCGAAGAGAUUAACUGCGUCUCCGAAAGCGAAUACGUCCUCUCAUUCACAAACACUGGCUGUGUAUUUUGAUGUAUGGAUCGCCAUGAACGGAGGAUUCAAACAAAGAAUCUUUCGACCGGAUGUCGAUUUGGUUACAGCUCCAUGGUCACUGUUCUCACCGGUGGACUGGGUUCUUCCGCAGAUUAUGAACCGUACUGCUUUUGACCGUUUGACGAAUGAGUUAACAGCAAGCAAACGCACAAUUCAUCCUAACGUAACACUUGUAUACGUGGCCGAUUUCCCAGGUUAUUCCCUGCAACAGUACAUCCCAGAGAAUUUUGGAAGAGUAACACUGGAUGUACUGAAGGGUACGGUUAAUGUUACGGUGCCAUCCAGUUCCAUUGUAUCGGGUUCGACCACAAAUAUUUCACCAAACGGAAGUGCUUUUUUGCCGGAUAACGCUACAUCUGUUGUUACGGUCGCCGGAAGCGAGCCAGCGAUUUACUUAUUGUCCUCUAUUUGACAAUUUUUCGGCAAAAGCUUUUUUACGGAUAUUGCCGGUUGCUGCGAGAAACUGUAAAACCACUUUCCUGUUUUUCUUGGACCGGUUAAAGUUUUAUUGUGAUUAGUUUUCUCAGCGACAUCUUGCGUGCGGCGUUUUGUAUCGGUUAUUUUGUAAUACACGAUUUGCAUAGACUUUCUGUUUUGGUACUGCAUGGUGCAUGUAGAAUAUCGCAGU